CUCUCCUCCCCCACCCCACGCUACAUUUUUUUUUUCCCGUUUUCCCCCGUUUUUCCCCCAUUUCUCCCCCACCAUGUCCGAGUCCCUGGGCUGGUGCGUGGAGGCCGUGCGGGCCGCGGCCGAGCCGUCGCUGUCGCGGGCGCUGCUGGCGCUGCGCGCCCGGCACACGCGGCGGGCCGGGGGCCCCGCUCGGUUCCGGGAGCGAGGGGGGCUCGGGCCGCUGCUGGAGCUCGUGGGGCCCGAGCGGCCCCGGAGGGUGCUGGAGCUGGCGCUGAGCGUGCUCGGGAACUGCUGCACCGAGCCCGGCUGCCGGCGGCAGGCCAGGAGCCUCGGAGGGGUGCCGCGGCUGGUGGCGCUGCUGGCGCUGCCCGCCGUCCCCGAGAGCGCGCGGAACCGCGUGGCGCGCACGCUGGCCAACCUGGCCCUGGAGCCCGACGGGGCCCGCGCCGUGCUGGACGCUGGUGAGCGCCGCUUCGGGGACAAUCCGGGGAAAUUCGGGAAAUUCCGGA
This is a messenger RNA of Pyrgilauda ruficollis (rufous-necked snowfinch), 509 nucleotides long. It is a transcript of the gene ARMC5, whose product is annotated as armadillo repeat containing 5. Gene Ontology annotation, molecular function: protein binding. The record is from RefSeq and is a predicted model, not a curated record. The annotation marks the transcript as partial. NCBI's taxonomy places the organism in Eukaryota, Metazoa, Chordata, Aves, Passeriformes, Passeridae. Gene Ontology annotation, biological process: anatomical structure morphogenesis. Gene Ontology annotation, cellular component: cytosol. The transcript has 2 exons.